AUGGGCAAUGUAGUUUCUCUCUCUUGCUUCCAACUUAACCCCAAGAACUCAAAACCCUCGCUGGCGAAGCUAGUCUUCUGGGAAGGAACCACACAAACCGUCGCUACAGGAAAGCAGGUGGUGGCCGGAGAGAUCAUGUUUGAGUUCCCUAACUACGUGGUCUGCCACAUUGACUCCUUCUACAUCGGCCGCCCCAUCCCCACCCUUGCUCUGGGCGACGAGCUCAAAGGCAGCCACACCUACUUUGUUCUCCCCAUCGAGCGUGUCGCUGCAUGUGGUGCGCUCUCGGCGGCUUCCCUGGCUACCCUGGGCUCAAGCCCUAAGGGCACUCCCAUCAAUUUCGGAGAGUGCCCCUUCGAGUAUGUCAAGGGAGAUAACGGUAAGGUUUAG
Messenger RNA from Malania oleifera, 390 nucleotides. RefSeq lists its product as uncharacterized. The transcript has a single exon. Bases 1 to 390 code for a protein of 129 amino acids. Lineage: Eukaryota; Viridiplantae; Streptophyta; Magnoliopsida; Santalales; Ximeniaceae. The record is from RefSeq and is a predicted model, not a curated record.